This is a messenger RNA of Entrophospora candida, 765 nucleotides long. Lineage: Eukaryota; Fungi; Glomeromycota; Glomeromycetes; Entrophosporales; Entrophosporaceae. The record is from the annotation of a GenBank genome assembly.
AAUUACAUGUUUGUAUUAGAGUAUGCAAACAAUGGUAAUUUGUGUGAUUACUUAAAAUCCAAUUUCAAUACAAUGGAUUGGAAUAUCAAAUUAAAAUUUGCAAAACAAAUUGUAAGUGCUGUAAGGCAUUUGCAUGAAAAUAAAAUAGUGCAUAGAGAUCUGCAUUCCAAAAAUAUUCUCAUUCAUAAUGGAAAUAUUAAAAUUUGUGAUUUUGGAAUCUCAAAAUUCUUAUUGGAUCCUUCAAUUGAGGUUUCUAAAAGAUUAGGCUCAAUAAAUUACUCAGAUCCACAAUAUUUAGGGAAUAUUGAAAAUUAUAGUUGCAAUGAAAAAUCUGAUAUAUAUAGUAUUGGAGUGCUUUUAUGGGAAAUUUCAAGUGGUCAUGCUCCAUUUGCAGAUAAGUCAGUCAAAUUCCCUGAUAUAAUGCUUGGCAUAAUAUCAGGUGAACAUGAAGCAAUAAUCAAGGGAACUCCAAGAAAAUAUGCAGAAAUAUAUACAGCAUGUUGGCAAGGAAACCCAGAUCUCCAUCCUCAUAUUCAUCAAGUUAUGCAGGAUUUAGACAAUGUUGAUGUAAAUUACACUAUUGAAGAUAUUGUUAAUUUAACAGAUCAAACUAAUAGUGAUGAUUUAUUAUAUUUAUUAUCAGCACAAAUUGAUAAUUUAAAUAACCACUUAAAGGAUCUAGAUAAUAUAGAUAUAACUGACAUUAUUAAUCCAACAGAUCAAACUAAUAAUGAAUUAUUCACAGAACUUCCAUUAUUGGCAUAA